Episyrphus balteatus (marmalade hoverfly) is the source of this 695-nucleotide messenger RNA. RefSeq names its product keratin-associated protein 19-2. Bases 84 to 695 code for a protein of 203 amino acids. The transcript has 3 exons. NCBI's taxonomy places the organism in Eukaryota, Metazoa, Arthropoda, Insecta, Diptera, Syrphidae. The record is from RefSeq and is a predicted model, not a curated record.
AUUUAUUCAAAUGCAUCAGAAACAAUUCUGCACUUCAACUAGCAACAUUCAAACCUUAAAAUAUACCCCCAUUCUUUGUCAUCAUGAAAUUUCUAAGUGUUUGUGUUUUAAUUCUGCUGAUUGGUGCCACUCUAUGUGCAUCUGUUAUCCCUGAAGAGGAUACCAAAAAGACAGAAAAACGAGGUAUCUACGGAGGAUUCGGAUAUGGAGGCUAUGGUGGUGGAUUCGGACAUGGGUUCGGUGGGUACGGUCAUGGAUUUGGUUAUCCAUAUGGAGGUCAUGGUCACUUUCACGGACCCUACUACGGUCACGGAUAUGGAGGAUUCGGUCAUGGAUUUGGCGGAUAUGGAGGAUUCCAUCACUUCAGUGUUUGUAUAAUCAUUUUGCUUAUUGGCGGUGUUUUAUGCUCAACUGCUAUUUCGGAGGGUGAUAGCAAAAUAACGGAAAAAAGAGGAAACUAUGGAUUUGGGUACGGUGGAUAUGGAGGCCCAGCUUAUUAUGGUGGCUAUGGACAUGGAUACGGCCAUGGUUACGGGCAUGGGUACGGACAUGGGUACGGAUAUGGUCAUGGGUAUGGUCACCAUGGCUAUGGUCAUGGAUAUGGUUAUCAUAACUACCAUGGACCAUCAUACUAUGGUCACGGAUAUGGGGGCUACCCACAUGGAUUCGGAGGAUAUGGAGGAUACCAUCAUUAG